AUGUCUCAUGUCCCAUUUCAUGACAUCGAUAAGAAGUGGCAGCUGAGAUGGACGGAAGAUGCAAGUGCGCACCCGUCCACGGCGGCUCAGAAGAGCUAUGUGCUGCCCAUGUUCGCCUAUCCGUCAGGGUCGUUGCAUAUGGGACAUGUACGAGUCUACACCAUCUCGGAUGUCAUUGCCAGAUUCCGUCGCAUGAGCGGCUUUGACGUACUACAUCCCACGGGCUGGGACGCGUUUGGACUGCCGGCCGAAAAUGCGGCGAUAGAAAGAGGGCUUGAUCCUGCGGUCUGGACGGCAGAAAAUAUAUCAAAGAUGAAGGAGCAGCUGAAGACCAUGAACACCAGCUUUGAUUGGCAUGCUGAAAUAUCAACAUGUGACCCAAGCUUUUACAGACACACGCAGCGGCUCUUCCUUAUGCUGUUCAAUCGGGGUCUUGCAUACCAAGCAAAUGCGCUCGUAAAUUGGGACCCGGUGGACCAGACCGUUCUUGCCAAUGAACAAGUUGACAGCAAUGGGCGAUCGUGGCGAUCCGGCGCAAUCGUCCAGCAGAUCAACCUACGUCAGUGGUUCUUUCGCAUAACCGCCUUCCAAGAAGCCUUGCUGAAAGACCUCGACUUCCUCUCCAAGGGCGGGCGCUGGCCAGAGCGUGUGAUCUCGCAGCAGAAGAACUGGAUUGGCAAGUCCUCUGGUGCUCGAAUCCGAAUAGAUGUGAAGCAUGCCGAUGAUACCAUCAGUCAUCAUUAUGUCUUCACAACUCGGGCAGAUACUAUUUUCGGAGUCAAGUAUGUUGCAUUGUCGUUGAAUCAUGAGCUGUCGCAAGCAAGCAAGACAGGACUGCCAGCCUUACAAGUGUUGACCGAAGGUGACACUUCCAAAGAAAGUGGUUCGAAAGCCGGGGUCGAGCUGCCCUACAAAGCUCGCAUACCGUCUGUCUCGGCAGAGUACAACUUGCCUGUCUUUGCUGCGCCAUACGUGCUGGAUGGCUACGGUGAUGGAGCAGUAAUGGGCGUACCAGCUCACGACACCAGAGACCUCGAAUUCUGGCGACAACACCGCCCCACGGAGGAGAUACCGCUUGUCAUUCAGCCUCUUGGUUACACAGCCAAAAGAUUGUAUGUUGCACCUGAUGAGGUGCCAGAGGCUUUCACUGAGCCCGGCACGCUCACUGAGCUGUGUGGAAAGUACGCCGGACUCGACAGCACCACAGCUGCUCGGCAGGUUGUGGAAGAUCUAAGCUCUCAGGGUGAAGAUCCGCACAAACAUGCCGCCCUGGUCGAGAACUGGCGAUUGCGAGACUGGCUUGUAUCACGACAGAGAUAUUGGGGAACUCCCAUACCAAUCAUUCAUUGCAAAGACUGUGGCGCCGUGCCCGUGCCCGAGCAAGACCUGCCGGUGGAGCUGCCAGUACUGGAUGCUUCAAUGAAGGGUCAGCGAGGCAAUCCUCUGGAGAAGAUUGAGGACUGGGUCAACGUACCGUGUCCGACAUGUGGUGGCCCUGCAAAGCGAGAAACAGACACGAUGGAUACAUUUGUCGAUUCAUCGUGGUACUACGGCCGAUUUGUCGAUCCGCACAACACUGAGGAGCUCUUCUCGAAGGGCUCCGCAGUAAAGUUGCUCCCUGUCGACACAUAUAUUGGCGGAGUCGAGCAUGCAAUUCUGCAUCUUCUUUAUGCUCGCUUCAUCUACAAGUUUCUUUGCAGCGAGGGACUGAUUCCAGGCCAGGAACGAGCCAUCGAACCUUUCCAACAACUCAUUGCUCAGGGCAUGGUCCACGGAAAGACGUUCUCCGACCCAAAUUCUGGACGCUUCCUGCGCCCUCACGAGAUCACAGAAUCGGACUCGGGCCGACCUAUGAUCAACGGCACGGAAGAUGUGGCUAACGUGACCUGGGAAAAGAUGUCGAAGAGUAAGCACAACGGGGUCGACCCAUCCAUCUGUAUCAGGAAGUACGGAGCAGACGCAACGCGGGCGCACAUACUGUUCACGGCUCCGGUGAGCGAGAUCCUGCAAUGGGACGAAGAGAAAAUUGUUGGUAUGCAGAGGUGGUUUCAUCGGCUUGAAAAGCUUGUACAUCACCCAAGCAUUCUGCUGUCUGCACUUGGCAGCAACAGCAUUGAGCGACUCGACCCAGCAGAUGAUGUCCAGGCGCUAAGCAGCGAAGAUGCGUCUGUCGUACUGCUGACACACGCCACAGUCCAAAGUGUGACGAACACCUUCACUUCAGACAUCUACAGUCUCAACACUGUAAUCUCUGAUCUGAUCAAACUCACAAACGGCAUCUCCGGUGCCACGCUGGAGGGGCUUAACCAGAGAGUAGCCAACAUUGCAGUAUAUGCACUCAUGCGCAUGACAGCACCCAUCGCUCCGGCAUUCAUCGAGGAGUUGUGGGAGCAAAAUUGCCUGCGAGGAGACGUCCCCCACAAGAGCAUCUUUUCCCUCACCUGGCCUGCCUCGGUUAUGACCUCAGCGCAAGAGGAAGAGCUCAAGGGCUCAGGGACGAUGCCCUGCACUGUGCAGAUCAACGGGCGGAAAAGGUUCACUACUCAGAUCCCGAGGCCCAGCCCGCAGGAGAGCAAGCGGACAAAGCCUUCAAAGGCACGGAUCACGGCUGUGAUGGACACGGUGCUCAAAACAGAAGACGGUCAACAUUGGUUGAGACACAAGAAUAACUGGACUGGUGAACAGAGGGUGAUACUUGUUGCCGGCGGGAAGAUUCUCAAUGUUGUUUUCUAG
Molecule: messenger RNA, 2733 nt
Organism: Cyphellophora attinorum
Lineage: Eukaryota; Fungi; Ascomycota; Eurotiomycetes; Chaetothyriales; Cyphellophoraceae
Product: Leucine--tRNA ligase, mitochondrial
Exons: 2
Coding region: 1-2733 (910 amino acids)
Biological process (GO): mitochondrial translation; leucyl-tRNA aminoacylation
Cellular component (GO): mitochondrion
Molecular function (GO): leucine-tRNA ligase activity; aminoacyl-tRNA deacylase activity; ATP binding
Source: RefSeq, a predicted model, not a curated record